Lymnaea stagnalis (great pond snail) is the source of this 29116-nucleotide messenger RNA. The record is from the annotation of a GenBank genome assembly. Lineage: Eukaryota; Metazoa; Mollusca; Gastropoda; Lymnaeidae.
GCUGCCCUUGGAAGUGUCUACAUCAUGAAUUGAUAAAAAAAAAGACGGGUCCUACAACUGUUUUGAUUUUUCAACAAGCAUAACAACAUAUGUUGUCAUUUUAAACGCGCAAUGGCGUUGUGUAGAGCUCAUGGGAAACUUUUGCGCACGCACCAUUAUUUGAGAACUUUUAUAUCUCUCUACCAUUCAGAAACAGGCGUCUAUGGUUACAACCCUCGAUGUCGAGGAAAUGUUGCUUCUAAACAAUCACAGUCACAUUCGUGUAGGCCUAUUGAAACUCACUAUUACUUUAUUUUAAUAAUUAAUCCAACAGCAGGCAUUAUUAUGUUUUAGCGGUUCUAAAUUUAAAACUUGCCAUAUGCCGAUCUCCUUAUUGUCAUAUUUUAGUUAUAUUCAAUUCAUUGGAGUCAACAAUAUGAACAGUCUCAGUCAAGUCAUGAGUCAUACUCUAUAGUUAUAGUCAUAAGUAAAUGAUUAUGAUAAAUGAUAGUCUCAUAGUCAUAGUAUUCAUGGUCUUUGAAUAGUACCCUUCCUUUGGCUUUCUCUCAAACAAAAUUACAUUUUAAAUUGUUUAAGAAAGAAACAGAACCUACUAGAACCUAGCAAUUUAAAAUUGAACUUUGAAGGCACCAAUGCCCAAUAUUUAUUUUUUAAUUCGGGGAAAGCUAACAUUAAUCAUUAAAUAGGCCUGCCUACUAAUAAAUAGUAGGCUCUAUCAGGUUUGUAAAAUUUUCAAAACAAGACUUAAUUAGUUAAAAUUUGAAAUGAAAAACCUCAAGCAGGCCCACACUUAUGAAAUUCUGGGCCCCAGGCAGCUGACACGAGUUCGGGUCCCCUUUCUUGUUUCAAACAUUUGCGUAUAUUUUUAAAACUUGAAAAAGGGCGGGCUCUUAUCUAGCUAGGGCUGCUGACAAGUUCCAUGGUUGUUCCCCCCUAGGUGUGGGCCUGCCUUAAGGAUAGAUGAAACUUUUUAUUUUCCAUGUUUUACAGUUUCAGUUCAAACAACAAUUGAACAAUGUUCUUUUUGUUUCAGAAAGCAAACAUGCCAACCUGUACUGUUUGCUAGUACUUUGUAUAGUUUUUAUAUAUUUACAAGUUUUACAACCUUACAAGCUUUUGUAAAGUUUUUAACUGGAUUUAGAAAAGAAAUAUUUUUGCACAUCACACACAUUCAAAAUUUGUGGUUAAAUAAAGGCUGCGACUAUUCAGACCCGGUAUCAGAGGUGAGAGGUUGGGUUUAUUAAAAAAUAUAAAAAUAUUAUUGUUGGGUUUGUAAGAUAAAAUUUAGUAUUGAAUGAAAGAUAAUUGAAUGGACUAUAUGUUUGUAAACCUAAUACUUCAGUUUAACUAAAAUAAACAACCACAAAUCACAUCCGUAUAGCAUUUAGUCUAAUGGGACCCGGGUCUGAAUAGCGGCGAUGCAUGUCUGGUUCAAUUUUGAUUAAAUGCUAUUCCGAUGUCAUUUGUGGUAGUUUAUUUUAGUUAAAUAGAAGAAUUAAGUUUACAAACAUAUAGUCCAUUCAAUUAUCUUUCAUUUGAUACCAAAAUUUAUCUCACAAACCCAACAAUAAUAUUUUAAACAUUUUUUUAAUCCCAACCUCUCACUUCUGGUAGCAAGAUUCCAAUCGCUACUUUGUUAAAUAAAUUCAUCUUUGGACACCAAGAAGCUCAAAUCAUAUUUAUUUUAGUUCAUAAUGACCAAGUUGAGGGUCAGUAGGCCAUCUAAAUUUGGAAACAGCACAAUUUCACUGAGAUCGAUUUUUAAUACAAAUACAGCUUAGUACGAUUAGUUACUACUUUGAUUAGUAAACCAUAAUUACAAAUCUGUUUGUGUAAUACUUAACAAAAACAGCAGUAUUCAGAAGUGUUCUUUUAAUUUAUGUUAAAUAAUUCAACAUAUUUAAUAUUAAUAUCAAUCCAGGAUAAGAAUUAGUCAUUAUUCCUAUUUAUUACAAGGGCAGGGUUAAUCCCUCUGAUACAAUGAAAAAUAAAGUUAUAAGUAUAAGUAUAAGAUGAAGGUAAAACGAACAACUUUUUGAAGACAUUAUCCAUACAUGAAAACCUGCGGCGGCAUGAAAAUCUUUACAAAAAGUCCCCAAACAUAUAUAUCUUUUUUCAUUUCAUUAUUAAUGUUUUGAAUGCAUGCAAACUUUGUCCUCUUUAUUAGUUUAAAAACUUAGAAAUAAUUACAUAUAUAGUAUGCAUUAAUAACAAUUAUGCAUGUUUUAGGAAAUAAUAUGCAAUUUAGUGACAUUAAAUUCAUCACAGAUUUUAGCAUCUUAUCUUAUUUGUGUAAAAGUUACUCAGACUUAAAUGUUUUUAAAAAUUUAAUUAUAAAACUUGUUAAUUAUACUUUUCACACUGGUACUAAUCUCCUUCUCAAAAAUUGUUCAUUAUACUUUUUACACUGCUACUAAUCUCCAUUUCAUUUAAAUAAAUACAUUUUUAAUUUUAUUGUAGACACAUCUGAAGAACUUUUGAAUCGACUCAAGUAUGCAAAUGUUGUUCAGCUUAUUGAUGCAUACCAAAGAAAUGGUCAUCUAAAGGCAGCAUUAGAUCCUCUAGGACUUCAAAAGCAAAGGUUUCAAAUAUUUAGUAUUUUAUAAAAAUCAGUAUUUGCUUAAAUGUAAAGUAUCAUUCACCACAAGAUUAUGGUCUGUUUAUAAUUAAUAAAGUCAAUUAAAUAAAAUUAUGUCAACAUUUUUAUAAAUGCAGUAUUGUUAAUGUAGUGAAAUUGUGCAUGAACUUAAAAAAUGAUUAAUUUUUAAUAAUUAUUUUGCUUGAUUUUGUUACAAGUUCAUUCAAAAAUAUCAUAAGAAUGCAUCUCAAUACCUAUAAGUGAAAUAUUUAACUGCUUCUAAAUAAAUUAUUUUGCUUUUUAGGUUAUCAUCGAUACCACUUUUUUUUUUUUUUUCACAUCAGUAAAAACUAUUUUUAUCAAUCCAUUAAUGAUUAUUGUAGUUUUAUAUUGACAAUGAAAUAAUUAUUAUUUUAACUUCAGUAAUUUACCAGAGCUUGAUUUGAGCUUAUUUGGUGUUGAGAAAAUGGGAAAUCUUGAACUCAAAACCUUGGGUUUAUUAUCAGGAGCUAGGGAGAAGAUCUCCAUCUCUGACUUAGUUCAGAGGUUAGAAAAGCUUUACUGUGGCCCUCUUGCAGCAGAGUUUCAGCAUUUACCUGUAAGUUGAUUAUUAUUAGUUCCCCAAGUUUUAUAAUUUUUGAAAAUUGUUUUAGUAUUGUUAUGUAGUAUCAAUAAAUUAUAGAAAAUUAUUUAUGAAUGAGCAUCAUUAAGACAUUCAUGCACAAUAUAUUAUUUAUUUCUCUUUCAGACGCUAGAGGAACGUCUAUGGUUUGCAGAAAAGUUUGAGACUAGAGAUCAGGCUCAGAUUACAGAUUUAAAAAAGAAAGAAUUGGCAAAACUUUUGCUAAGAUGUGAGGUUGGUCAUUGCUAUUAACAUCAAAAAAGUUAUGACCUUUUUUUCAUGGAGGUUGGUCGUUGCUAUUAACUCUGCUAGUACCCACCUUUUUGCUAUGCAGAGCCUCAGUACCAGCUAUUAUUUUGCUAAUUAUUCCCUGUGGCAUAGACAUUAUUUUGGAAAUAACCAAAAUUUGAUAGGUUUGGAAAUUAUUUUGUAAUUUUUUUUGUUUUCAACAAUUUAUAAUAACAUGUAGAGAAUUAUCUGUUCAGAACUGGAUAAGGGUGUUAAAAAUACUAAUGUGUGACUAAGGAACUUUGUAAAUGUUGCUUCUCUGGCCCUAUGCACAAAUUGGUACAACAGGGACAAUUUGUUUUUAAGUGUCUUGUUUCUUAUAUUUGUAGAUGUUGCUGUGGAUGACAACAAAUACAAAUCCGCACAAAAAACUGAGUAAUUGGUCGAUAUCAUAAUUUAAAAGGCAAAAUAUUAUUCGACUAUUCCCCUAACGAAUAAACAUUCUACCCGAGACUGGUGAAAGGUUAUAUCCUCGUUUUUGUGUUUAUAUUAGAUACCCCUCUAUGUGGCAAAUAGACGCGCUUGGGCCAUAGGGAAAAAAAAUUGUCUGGUGAAAAAUGAUGCACUUGGGCCACAGGGAAAUAAGUAGGUCACUGCAAAGAUACGCCUUUGGUGCUGUAAGGGUUAACAUCUAAAACAUCUUAUUACAUUUUUCCUGGAGGUUGGUCAUUGCUAUUUACAUCUAACAAUUAUUACAUUUUUCAUGGAGGUUGGUCAUUGCUAUUUACAUCUGACAAUUAUUACAUUUUUCCUGGAGAUUGGUCAUUGCUAUUUACAUCUAACAAUUAUUACAUUUUUCCUGGAGGUUGGUCAUUGCUAUUUACAUCUGACAAUUAUUACAUUUUUCCUGGAGGUUGGUCAUUGCUAUUUACAUCUGACAAUUAUUACAUUUUUCCUGGAGGUUGGUCAUUGCUAUUUACAUCUAACAAUUAUUACAUUUUUCAUGGAGGUUGGUCAUUGCUAUUUACAUCUGACAAUUAUUACAUUUUUCCUGGAGGUUGGUCAUUGCUAUUUACAUCUAACAAUUAUUACAUUUUUCAUGGAGGUUGGUCAUUGCUAUUUACAUCUGACAAUUAUUACAUUUUUCCUGGAGGUUGGUCAUUGCUAUUUACAUCUGACAAUUAUUACAUUUUUCCUGGAGGUUGGUCAUUGCUAUUUACAUCUGACAAUUAUUAUAUUUUUCCUGGAGAUUGGUCAUUGCUAUUUACAUCUAACAAUUAUUACAUUUUUCAUGGAGGUUGGUCAUUGCUAUUUACAUCUAACAAUUAUUAGUACUGGAGUUAUGAAAAAGAAUUAAAAAAUGACCCAAUAAAUACUAUGGAUUUGACGCAGUGCUUUAACUAUGUAUCAACAUUACCUGUUUUAUUUCAGGCAUUCGAUCACUUUGUAGCAACAAAAUUUUCAAAUGUUAAGCGUUAUGGUGGUGAAGGAGGUGAGAGUAUGAUGGCUUGUUUUGAUGAAGUUUUUAGGAAAUGUGCUGAACGUGAGUAUGUUAAUAAUUAAUAAGUAGUUUCAUUUUGGGUUAGGACUUGGUUAAGAGUUAGGGUUAGGGUUGAUCAAUCAAAUUUUCUUUUAAUUUAAUUAUUUUGAUACAUUUAAUUAAUUUUAAUGGUUUAUUAAUAUAAAUACUGCUGUUGGAGUUGAGUCAAAUAAUUACAAGUGUAACUUUUUGACUCGCUGUGUAAUGCCACCCUCUAAAUCUUCUUUUUUAAUAAAUAUAGCAUUGUAUUAUAUUAAUUGUCAUAAAAUUAAAAUUAAAAAUGCAGAUAUAGUGUUUUGAGAAAAAUACUUGCUAUUUUCAUUCUAUAGAUGAUGUCAAAGAUGUUGUGAUUUGUAUGCCACACAGAGGUCGCCUCAACUUCAUGACUUGCCUGCUCAACUUUCCUCCAGUGAUCAUGUUCAGGAAAGUGAGUCAGUUGCAGUAAAUUUUAGAGUUACAUUUUAAAAAAAUAAUCACUGUAAAAACUGAAGUUAACUAUACAAGCUCAAAGUUUAGCUAAAAUAUUUUGCCAAUUUAUGAAAUGUCAUCCAGAAAAAAAUCAUUUGCUACUUAUUGACAUAAAAAAUCAAAAGACCUAGUUAUCUACAUUUGAGAUACCACAAUAUUUAUUUUCUUUCAUUUCUCUUAGAGUUAAUGUUUUUUUUCAAAGCUUCAUACAAACAUUUUCUAACACUACACCCUAUUCACAGAUGUCCAGAUCCUAUAUUCUAAUCCAGCAUGUCCAGAUCAUACAAUAUAAUCAAGUAUGUCCAGAUCCUACAUUCUAAUCAAGCAUGUCCAGAUCCUCCAAUCUAAUCAAGCAUGUCCAGAUCAUACAAUAUAAUCAAGCAUGUCCAGAUCCUACAAUAUAAUCCAGCAUGUCCAGAUCAUACAAUAUAAUCAAGCAUGUCCAGAUCCUACAAUAUAAUCCAGCAUGUCCAGAUCAUACAAUAUAAUCAAGCAUGUCCAGAUCCUACAUUCUAAUCAAGCAUGUCCAGAUCCUACAUUCUAAUCAAGCAUGUCCAGAUCCUACAUUCUAAUCAAGCAUGUCCAGAUCCUACAAUCUAAUCAAACAUGUCCAGAUCAUACAUUCUAAUCAAGCAUGUCCAAAUCCAGUAAAAUAUAGCAACACAUACAUUUUUAAAAAAAGAUAAUUUGCUUAGACGAUUGUUUUAUCCACGCAAUUUGCUUUGAAAUUAUGAAUGCAAUCUAUUGAAAUAGAUGAAGGGACUUUCUGAGAUUCCUGCUGGUGCUAAAAGCAUCGGUGAUGUUCUUUCCCAUCUUUGUAAGUUAGUUACAGCAUCAAGAAACAUAUUAUACCGUUAUUUAAUUGUCAAAUAAAUCAGAGGCUUUAGUUUAUUUUAAAUGGUUUAAUCUAGAAUGUUCAUAUGUUUUUAGCAUUUGGUUUUAGCCAUUUAAUCCUAUAUUGAUUUUGAAAUCUAAAGGGUUUUUAAUUAUUCUAUCUCUGCGGUUAAUCUUAAAAAAAUAUAUUAUGUUAUUAUCAAGGAAAUAUUAUGAUCGACAGAUACCUCUGUUGAUCUGCCUUAUGAAGGGAAGCAAGUCCAUGUUUCUCUGAUUCCUAAUCCAUCUCAUUUAGAGGUAUAAAGCUGUGUGUUUAUGUCAUAACAGAACAUUGACAAUUUUCUUAUGAAAAUAAACAUUUACUAAUUAGGAGAGAGAAACUUACUUUGAUAUUUAACCAAUAGACAUAAUUAAAUAAAACAAAUCUAAGCAAUUUUUCAUAUAAUAUGCUGCUAAUUUGAAUACAUUAUUAUAGGUGCAUCUUGAAGCAGCCAUCUUAAAUAUUAUAUAAAUAUGAUGUAGGCAAAUAACCCGGUAGCUGUUGGAAAAGCUCGAUCCAAACUUCAGACAAGGAAAUCUGGCGACUACAGCACCAGUGACAAUGCCAUGCCUGGUGACGGGGUCUUGUGUUUACAAGUACACGGUGAUGCAAGCUUUGUUGGUCAGGUAAUUGAUCUUUCCAUUAAAAAACAGGACCAGGUAAAUUCCAUGAAAUACAGAAAUUUGGUCUUUUACGGUCUACUAACCCUGAUAGACAUAUAAAUAUAUAUUAAUAUUUUAUAUUUUUUCAUGAUCUAUUAAAAAAAAAUGACGAGUUGAAUUAAUUUAUACAAAUUGCUCGUUUAAUUUGCUUAAAAUAUCCCCAGGGUGUUGUGGCCGAAACAUUCUGUUUUGCAAACACGCCUCAUUUUGAAACUGGUGGAAGUGUGCAUCUUAUAGUCAAUAAUCAAGUUGGCUUCACUACAGAAUCUGAAAGGGGAAGGUAACUUCACAAUCAUAAAACUUAAUUGUUUUUAUAAGAUGGUUAUGGUCAUACAAAUUAAUGAUUUCCAUUAUUCAUUAAUUUAAAAAUAUAUAUAAUUAUUUAAUGGAAUUAGUGAGUAGUAUUUCUGAGAAAAAAAUAAAUGUAUGCUUCCGUUUGCAAGACAAAAACCAUUAAUUUAAUGAAUUUGUUUAUUUGCAUAUAUAGAAAGCGUAUUUUAUAUUGACACAUAUAUAAAGUGUAUUUUAAAUUGGCACAUAAGAGGAAUUCUCACUAGCAUUCAUUAAAGACGUGUUGUUUUAAAAUCAGGUCGUCACGCUACUGCAGUGAUCUAGCUAAAAUAAAUGGCUACCCAGUGAUACACGUCAAUGGAGAUUAUCCAGAAGUAAGGAUUUGAUGCAUUUAAAACAUCUUCAUUAUUGUUCACUUAAUAAGCAUUUGAUCAAAUGGUUUGUCAAGCAAUGAGUCCACACUUAAGAAACAUUUGAUCAAAUGGUUUGUCAAACAAUGAGUCCACACUUAAUAAGCACUUGAUCAAAUGGUUUGUCAAACAAUGAGUCCACACUUAACAAAACAUUUAAUCAAAUGGUUUGUCUAACAAUGCGUCCGCUCUAGCAGCAACUGGCCACAGUGUUUGGACAUUUAGAUUUUCUUUCUCCCAUCAGGAACAUUUUAAUCUUCCACUUUAAUUAUGUUGUGAGAGACUUUCAUUGAUCACUUUACCAGCGGUGGCAUCACUAGGCGUGGUUGGUGUUAGAUUUAAUUAGCGGUGGCAUCACUAGGCUUGGUUGUUGGCCCCAGCCAUGGACUGCAUCCAGAAAAAGAUGAAAAAAAUCUUGAGUAAUGUAAAGAUAUUUUACAAGGAGUAAAUUUAGGGGAUUACCCUUCUGAUAUUGUCACCCAUAUCUACCCAAACGCACCUAGUGAUGGCCCAGAUCUACCCAAACACACCUAGUGAUGGCCCAGAUCUACCCAAACACACCUAGUGAUGGCCCAGAUCUACCCAAACACACCUAGUGAUGGCCCAGAUCUACCCAAACCCAUGUAGUGAUGGCCCAGAUCUACUUAACACACCUAGUGAUGGCCCAGAUCUACCAAAACCCACCAAGUGAUGGCCCAGAUUUACCCAAACCCACCUAGUGAUGUCCCAGAUCUACCCAAACCCAUGUAGAGAUGUCCCAGAUUUACCCAAACCCACCUAGUGAUGGCACAUUGUAACUCUGUUUUUACCUACAGGUCAUGGAAUGUUGUUUCCUAACAAUAUCAUGAAAUUGUAUUGUAGGAUGUUAUACGAGGAACCUCUAUAGCAUUAGAAUAUCGCCAAAGAUUUAGAAGAGAUGUCAUCAUUGACUACAUUUGUUAUCGCAAGUGGGGACACAAUGAAAUAGACGAGCCGGCUUUCACUCAGCCAAAAAUGUAUCAAGUUAUCAAUAGCAGGAAAAGUAUUCCAGAUCUUUACUCGCAGUCCAUCGUUGUGAGUCAUCGUUUUCUCCUUGGCAUGCACUUUUCUUCUAAAAGCAUUUUUUUAAAAAUAUAUUUUUAGCGUUCAAAUUACCAGACCCUCUAAAGUAGUGUUUCUCAACCUUUCUGUUGCCGUGAUACUUAAUACAGUUCCUCAUGUUGUGGUGACACCCCCCCCCCCCAACCAUAAAUAAACAGGUUGAGAACUGCUACUCUAAAGGGUAAUUAAACAUUGUUUCCAGUUAAUACAAUUUAUUGUAAAAAUAUCAAAAGAAAUUUUCAACUUAUCAUUUUUUGCUUACCAUGUUAUAGAAUAAAACUAUUAUUAGUCCCUAUAAAGUAUUCUGUUUUUAUCUACUGGACUAUGCAGUACUUAGUGUUGUGUUCAAAUUUAUAAAGUAAAAAAGUGAGUUUGAAAAUGCACAAAUUAUGCCUCAGAAAUCUGGAGUUUGUGAUGAUGAAAGUUUAAAAGAAUCUGUAAAAUCCUGGAACAGUUACUUGGAAGAACACCUGAACCAGAUAGCUACACAUGAAACCAAAGUAAGACACAUCUCAUUUAUAAACUUGUUUGAUCUCAUUUAUAGACUUUUUUGAUCUCAUUUAUGGACUUGUUUGAUCUCAUUUAUAGACUUGUUUGAUAUCAUUUAUAGACAUGUUUGAUGUUAGGAAAAAUAAUGAUUCUACCUCAGUUAUCUAUUUAUUACUUAUUGUUAACUUUUUUAAUCUAUAUAUAUAAUUCGUCAGCAAAGGUCAAACACCACCACCACCAAGCAGGCUAUAUAUAGAUACGCCAGAGUGUGGUUCAAUAAUGAGUUCACUAGCGCACAAAAUAUAAUUCCCGAUAACUACGCUAAAGGAUAUAUAUUUUUAAUAAUGCAAUAGCGUUUGAUGCGUAAUAUUUUCUUUUCGGAAAUGAAAUCAUCUCAAUUUAAGUAUUGUGUAAAAAAAUAUUGGGUUUUAAAGUGGUUGGGACAUGAGAAUAUUAAUAUAGUGGGAGUGAAAUAAAAAGUGUGCAGUGACGUAUCAUGGGGAAGGGGUGUAGCAAAUAUUGGGAUUCUUAAAUGUGCGUUACUUGAGUUCAUGUUUUGUGAAGUAACUUUACUAGAUGGGAAGUUCACGCAUUGCUGUCGCCAGUGCUUUUUUUGUGCCGGUACGCACCGGUACGGCGUACCGGCACUUUUUUCAAUGUGGGGGAAAAAAUAUUACUUUUCUUGUAUUUUAACUUUUAUUAUUAAAUAAUACGGUAUACUAAUAAAGUAAUAAUAAAACAAUUAAGUUGGUUAAUUAUAAAAUAAAAUUGUUUUAGACAUUUAGUAUCUUUUCAUUUGUGAUUUAGCUUGCAUCGAGGUGCGAACUGGUAGUUAAAAGUUAGGCAAUCCAUCACUGAGUACUGGCACCUAUUUUUUUACAAAAGAAAGCACUGGCUGUCGCCAAUGUUUGGCGGGCUAUAUCUUGUUUACUAUAUUUUUGUCUGAGUUUUGUUUAAAUCAAAUAAAUGUGCAUUUGAAGUAGGAGUUUUGAAAUAAUUGUGUGUUUGAAGUUGGAGUCUUGAUUUCCUAUUCUGGAAGAAAGAUAAAAUAAAAAUAAGCUAUGCUGACCAUAAUGCCAAAGAAACGAAGUGAUUUAAAUACAUUCAGAUUCUUAAAAACAAUGAAGUGAUUUUCUUUAUUAUUUUACGGAAAUCGAAUAAUUUUAAAUUCGCAAAAAAUAAAAUAUAUCAAAUUUUACCUUAGUUAAUGUUUAAGAAUUAGUAUUAAAAAUUACAAAUGCAUUUAAAAUAACUAUAAAGGAACUAUUCUCAGUAUUUUUUCUGAGUUUGAAAGUUGUGAAAAAAAAAAUUAAUAAAAAAAUGAUGAUAUAAGAAUUGCAGCGUAAUCACAUUUAUUGGGAAAACCCAAACAUCCAUUGUUUUUAGUGCAUUAUUAAUAUUGUUAAAAUUAAAUUAAAAUUAAUUUAUUCUUAAUAAACAAGCAAAUGACAUGUCAUAGCCUUGAAUUGCCUAUUUUAGACACAAAUCUAAGUUUCUUUGAUCAAAUAACCAUGGGUGACAAAAUUGAUGAUGUAUUUUCUCCUUCUUAGAAGUAAAAUUAACAAAUAUAAUCGAUUGCUUUUUAAAUUGUUGAUAUAAUGUAAAAAAAAUUAGCUUUGUAUUUUUAACAUUUAAUAAGUUUUUCCUUUUUUUUUUCAUUCCAAAAAUAUACUUUUAUUAAAUUUAUACCACAAUAAAAACUUAACGUUUCAAUAUACCGGUACGGUGGAACCUCUCAUAACGAGCAUAAUUCGUUCCAGAAUCUUACUCGUAAAGCGAAACACAUGUUUAACAAAACAAUUUUUCCCAUACAAAUCAAUGUAAAAUACAAUAAUGCGUGCCAUGCUGAAAAAUACUCAUUUUCUAAAAAAAAAUUUUAUUUACAUUUAUUCAAAUAAAAUUACUUAUGAAUUGUUAAGGAGUGUAACAACUUAGAAUACAAUUUUGAUUUGAAACAAAAAACGAAAAUAAAAAUAUGAAUUUAUGACAAAUAAUUAAUCCUUUUUAACUAGAAAACUGUCUAAGACAUUUGUUUUUGCAGACACUUCAAAAUUUGACGGAAAUGUGUCAUAGCAUUAUCAUUGAAUAAAUUUGUAGCACGAAUAGCCACCUCCUUAUUAGGGUGAUGCUUCUCAAUGUACGAUGCAACAGUUUCCCCAUGCUUUCAGCAUUUCUCUUACUGCACUAGAAGAUUGUUGCUCUGCUACUUCCUCCUCCAUUAAUGAGCUCUCCUCCAUAAUUUCUUGCUGUGAAACACGAUGCAACUCCAUAAGCUCUUCGGUGGUCAACUCUUGACUGUGCUCUUUCACAAGCUCUUCAAUAUCGUUGUUGUCCACCUCGAGUCCCAUGAUAUUGGCCAAUGACACAAUCUUGUUAACUGUAGACUCUGCAGGUACUGUUUCAAAAUCACAUUCAACAACACUCUGUGGCCAAAGCAGAAGUGAGGGUUCUCUUGGUAACUCCUUCCCAAGCCUUGUCAAUCAUCUUGAGGCAAGCAAAUAUGUAAAAAUGAUAUUUCCAAAACUCUCUAAGAGUGAGAUAUGUCUCUUCAGUAACUUCAAAACAACGCUCGAAGAGUGUUUUAGUGUAGAGUUUUUUAAAGUUAGAAAUAACCUGCUGGUCCAUAGGCUGGAGUAACAGAGUGGUUUUUGGAAGGCAGAAACUGGAUAUUGAUGAAAUUAAAUUCUUAAUGAAUAUCAUCUUGUAGGCCUGGAGGAUGAGUGGGCGCAUUUUCCAUAACAAACAAAACAUGAAGAGGAAGUUUCAUCUCAAGCAAAUAUUUUUUUUACGGAAGGACCAAACACUUGAUUGAUCCAAUCAGUGAACAUGUCACGUGUCACCCAGGCCUUCUUGGAGCUCCACAUCACAUUUAGUCUGCUCUUCUGGACAUUACACUUCUUAGAGGCUCAUGGAGUUUCUGGAUGGUAAACAAGCAGCGGUUUAAUUUUCAAAUUGCCGUUUGCAUUGGCACAAAAUAGCAGCGUGAGGCAGUCUUUCAUUGGCUUGUGGCCUGGCAAUGCAUUCCCUUCUGCUGUUAUAUAGGUUCACUUUGGCAUUUUUCCAGAAGAGACCCGUCUCGCCACAAUUAAAAACUUGUUGCGGCAGGUAACCCCCAAGAUCUAUGAGCUUCUUGAAUUCACUGAUGAAGUUCUCUGCUGCUUUUGUGUCAGAGCUUGCUGCUUCACCAUGCCUACAACGCUGUGGAUGCCGGUACUUCUCUUAAACUUCUCGAACCAUCCAUGACUUCCCUUGCUUUGUAGUUCUUUUUCGGCAGUAGAUGAUCCUGGUGUUUUCUUAACGAGGUCAGUGAAAAUAAGUUUUGCCUUCUCACAAAUAAUGUUUUCGUUAAUAGUGUCGCCUUGUAAUCACUUCUGGUUUAUCCAUAUUAGAAGCAACCUCUCAACAUCUUCAAGAAUAUGUAAUCGUUUCAUAGACAUUCUUGACACUCCCUUUGAAGCAUCCAUCUCCUUAACUCUUUCCCUCCGGAAUUAUUUUCCACGUUCUGACGGAAUUAUCUAUUUUGGGUUUUUGUUACGCACCACUAUGUUUUCUAUAAACCUUCAUAACUUUUUUGUUUUUAAUCAGAAAAUGUUAAUUUUGGUAUUAAAUUAAAGGGAAAUGCAUGCUCUUUGCAUGCAAGCAAGAUUGGGUUUAAUUUUUAAUAAAUAAAUGUGAUUGUGAUUUAAGGAAAAUACAAAUUUAUUAAAAAAAACUCACCAAAUGUUCACAAAACGCUCAUUCCAAGUCACACGAGGAGAAAUACAUAAUCCAAAGUGUAACAAAAAUGUUUUUUUCUGAACAAUAUCCAUAUGUGCAUCACAAAUAAUAAAGAUCAACUUUCAAAAAAGAAAAAAUUAAACCUCAGAGCACAUUAUCCAUUGUCACCGCCACACAAAAAAUGUGCAAAAAAAUUUAACUAAUUCCACUGGAAACAAUCUGUUGCUAUUUAAAAAAUAAUUGAACUGUAUCCUUGUAUGUACUAACAUUUAUAAUAGUAAAUGGAAAAUUUACUAUACAUUUGUCACAUAUUUCCAUCUGGGUUUAGCUAUAGUAAGCCUAAAAAAUAAUCCAUAUGGAUGUGCGCUUUACCUGAGGGGCGGGGAUGGUUGUUAGUAAGCUGAUGAAUUAUCAAUUUCAUUAUUUCGUCACUAGUAAUACUAGUACUAGGAUUAUAAUCAUUUGAUUCAACAGAAUCAGCCUCUGCAUUUGAAAUCAUAAAAUCAGUGAUUGAAUCAUCAUCAGAGUAAUAUUUUCCACCUUUAUUAGAUCGAUCACCAGAUGGGUCAGGUCAAGAUUUCAUAUUUGUAAACAAAAAUAAAAUGGACAAUCAAAACAACCGCUUCAAACAAUUCGUUCUUCGUUCAAACACAGUAAAACCGGAUGUUUAUAAUAGGGAAAUCAUUCUAGAAUUGAUUUAAAAUAACUAAAUACCAAUAGCUAAGAAAAGAACCGAAAUAAACAAGUUUUUAUACAUCGACGAUCCCAUCGUCGAUACACCAAAAUCUUCAUUUCAAAUCGACGAUGGGAGCGUUGAUCCGGAGGGAAAGAGUUCAUUUUGUUUUUGUUCUUAAGAAUAGUGCAGAUCGUUGAUGUUGGCCGAUUGUAUGUGCGCGCUAGAUUAGCCACGCUCACACCUUGUUCUCGCUUUUCAAUGAUUUUACGUUUCAUUUCAACAGUUAUUUUUUUCUCUCUCAUGAUUGUCUUCUUAUGGUUUUUUCUUCGAAGACAUUUUAGCACAGGUUAUUACACUUUGCACAUAAAAAAAUUACGAAUACUGUCUGAAUACAAAAUUUGAAAAACUGGUGAUCACACACGAAAACAAUACGCUAACAGACUAAUGCAUCGGUUCCGGAUCACAAAUGAAUGUCGGGGAAAAAGGGACUUCCCCUUUCUGCGUAACUCGUUAUGCAAAAUGUGGCUCGUUAAGGGAGUAACUUCUUCCCUUUUUUUUUGCUCGUUAUGCGAAUUACUCGUUAUGAGAGGUGCUUGUUAUGAGAGGUUCCACUGUACUUUUAAUAAGAAAAUGCUGUUGAAGUCAAUCAGUGCAAUAAAACUCCAUAGUCAAAUAACAUUGACUAUUGCACUUAUCACUCAUCCAAAUAACAAACCAUAUCAAGUGCAACAAACUGUGUUUCCUACAAUCCAGUAGAUGAUUUAAUUAAAAUCUGGAGAGUGGGGAGUCGAUACUUCCAUUUUUCCUGAGGCCGUACAAGAUGCACAUUAAAAUAAAGGAAUGAAUUUAAUAAAUAAUUAACCUAUAUAGAUACAUAUGUAUCGGGAUAGGAAAUAGGGUGUGUACAUUUUUACCUGGAUGACAAUAUCUUUAAAUCCUAUGAAAUUGGAGUUGGGAAAAAGAGAUGUUACAUUCUCUUUUUACAAAUAAACAUAUGUUCACCAUUAAGAAAAUCAAUGGUAUUAACAAAACGUGGGAACAUUACAUAAGUGUCUCCAUGAAUAUAAAAACCCAAUCAUUUUAAACACUUGAAAAUUUAAUUUGGAAAAAUAGAGAUGAGUUAAUAUUUUCUUUUUUUAAAAAUGAAAAUAUAUUUUUGUUUUUACUUUGCGAAAAGUAAAGUGGGUGUAUAAUGUAAUGAGAUUAAUAAUAUUUCUGUAAAAAGGACACUCAAGGUUGUUACAGACAGGAAAAAUGGUUAAGAUAUUCUUAUUUCGAUAAAAGAGUUCUUUUUUUUACAAUUUUCUGAUAUUAUAGUUAAAUAACAAAGGCAAUAGUUUGGUUAAAUUUUUAAAGAAGAUAUCAGUAUAUCGAAUUCCGUUAAUAUAAAAUUUAUUUAAAAUGGUAUAUAGAGUUUUUGUUGUAUAUUUAAGAUUAAGUUUUCACAAUUUUUAGUGAAAAUUAGCUUAGAGGCACAAAAAGUGGUAGUAUGCCCAACAUUUAACAAUUUAAAAACACAUGACAUCUAAAGUAUAUCGCUAGAGGAGAAAUCAGCUGUCAAAGAACUCCUUUACGGACAAUAAUGAUUUAAUUAGUUAUCAUUUAGAUUUGGUAAUUCAAGGUCAUGUUUAAAGCAAACAAAAUUGUAGUUGAGGGGCGCGAAAAUGGUAGGGCAGGCGUAUAUUAUAUAGCAGAAAAAUACUACUUAAAACUUUUAAUGAUGUUAGAAACCUAAACAUCAUUACAUAGAUACUUUUUUUUAUAAUACAGAAUUGCGAUGAGUUUUCGCAGUAGCAGGUUGAAAGUGCCUGUCAUUGUUAUCUUGACAACAUCUGGUGAUAUUUUCUAGUUAUGCAUGAUGACUAAUAAUAAACCAAAAUAAAAAGUUUGUGAAAUUUGAAAUACAUCACAUGAAAUAUACUACAUAUUAUAUACUGUUAAGGACUUGAAUGUAUAUUGUGAUUGCGUGUUGUUUAGAGAUUAUGUGUGUUGUUUUAUCUAAUAUGCUUUGUAUCUUGUGAGGUAUUGUGUGAAAGGGGAUGUGAGUAUUAUUAUUGUUGUGAGUAGUGUGGUCUUGUGAGUAAUGGCAGUUGAGAUCUAGUUAAUAAAGAUACUGUAUUUUAAUAUUAAUAAUCAAUUGUUUGUGAAGUGAAUAUAAUUAACCCCUAGACAGAACGUAGCCAUCGAACCUUUGGGUAUUCAACCUGAAUAUUUUUUCAUGUAAUAUUUCUUGCUUAACUUAUACUAAGUCAAUCUUUACUCUUCCUUACUCUAUACUUAGUCACUUUCUUUUCCUACUUACUCUAUUUUUUUUUCUCAACACCAAGAUAGUCUACUUCUCCCUUCAAAUGAGUUCGUCAAACAUUAUCACUUUUAUCUAGCCUUUUCACCUGAAUGGCCAGUGGUCAUCUUUAGUCCAGGCAGGAGAUCAUACUACGACUUGGGAUACAGGUGUACCUAUAGAUGUCCUCAAGUAUGUUGGUGCCAAGUCUGUGUGUGUACCCAAUCAUUUGGUAGGCCACAUGAACAUUUAUGUGUACAUUUGUCAUUGACAAUGUCUGAAAUAAUUGUAUCUAAUUAAUGAAAAGGAUAAUACUAUGUGUCCAUCUAUUACUUUGUGUUAAUGGCUUAUAUUAUACAAUUUUAACUUCUACUCAAUUUCUACUUGAAAACUUACAGAUUUAUUUAUCAUUUUGUAUUGUUUCAAACACUUUGCAUUUACCAAAUAUUUGAUUAGUUCGCCAGGUCAGUUUCAUUUGAUGUUAUAAAAUAUUGGGCAAGAUCACUAGACGUAUGCCCAUCCCAUUGUCCAUGAUGGUAAUUUGGGCAAGAUCACCAGACUUAUGCCCUUACCAUUGUCCAUGAUUGUAAUUUGGGCAAGAUCUCCAGAGUAAUGCCCAUCCCAAUGUCCAUGAUGAUAAUUUGGGCAAGAUCACCAGACUUAUGCCCUUAGCAUUGUCCAUGAUGGUAAUUUGGGCAAGAUCUCCAGAGUAAUGCCCAUCCCAUUGUCCAUGAUGAUAAUUUGGGCAAGAUCACCAGACUUAUGCCCUUAGCAUUGUCCAUGAUGGUAAUUUGGGCAAGAUCUCCAGAGUAAUGCCCAUCCCAUUGUCCAUGAUGAUAAUUUGGGCAAGAUCACCAGACUUAUGCCCUUAGCAUUGUCCAUUAUGGUAAUUUGGGAAAGAUCUCCAGAAUAAUGCCCAUCCCAUUGUCCAUGAUGAUAAUUUGGGAAAGAUCACCAGACUUAUGCCCUUAGCAUUGUCCAUGAUGGUAAUUUGGGCAAGAUCUCCAGAGUAAUGUCCAUCAAAUUGUCCAUGAUCAUUUGGGCAAGAUCUCCAGAAUAAUGCCCAUCCCAUUGUCCAUGAUGAUUAUUUGGCUACAAUACAAUUUGAGACUUAAGUUAAAUAAAAAAUUUAAAAAAUCAUUUAAAAAGCUUGUGAUUUUUAGAAUAUGACAAUUAAAAUUGUCAUUCCAAAUUUCUUAUUCUAGAAAGUUCACCCAACCAUUAAAAAAACUCACAUAGACAGGAGGAUUCAGCGGUUGACAGAAGGGUCAAACUUGGAUUGGGCAACCGCCGAAGCCCUCGCCUUUGGUUCUCUGCUACAUCAAGGUAGGGUGCUCAACCCAAUGCAAGGUGCCUGGAAUACCUCUGCAUCAUAUCCACAUCUCAUCCAUGUCAUAUCCACAUCAUAUACUCGUCUUAUCCACAUCAUGUCCACAUAUCAUUCACAUCUUAUCCACAUCAUAUCCACAUCUUAUCCACAUCUUUUCAUCAUCAUAUUUAUAUCCACUGAAAUAAACCAACCUUUUAAUAUCAUUAACCAUAAGUUUUUAGAUUUUAUGCGGAAAAUAAAUUCUUAUUCAGAUUUCAUUUAAAUCCAUGUUUUUAUAUUCUUUAUGAUUAAGAUAUAUAAUACCCUGUUAACCAAAAAGUACAUAUAUUGAAUCCUUGCUUAUGUAAACAAAUACAGUUCUUUUUUUUUAAAAGUUGCCAGUUAAAAAAAAAAAAUGAAUAAUUUACUUUAAUUUUUAAAAUAAAAUUUUAAUAUUUAAAUUCUAAAUCAAAAUGUUUCCUUAUUUUAACUGAGCUAACUUAUCGAUACUGAUGAAUUGUCAGGAUUCAGUGUGAGAAUUAGUGGACAAGAUGUUGGACGAGGCACAUUUAGUCACAGACACUGCAUGAUAGUAGAUCAGGAGACGGAUGAUAUCUACAUACCACUGAAUGACGUCUCAGCAACACAGACUAAUUUCCUUGAGGUACCUGAUGGUAACUAUUAUUGGAGAGGGUGUUAAAAGUCGUAUGAUAAUUAUUUUGGGAAAAUAAAUGAAGGACUGCGUUCAAGCUUUCAGAAGGAAAUAGUCAAACAAGGUAUGUGGAAGUGAAAGCUGAAAUCGAAAGACAGGACAAUAAAAUAAAAAGAUAAGACAUAAAUACUUUCAUUUCCUUUAAUCUUGGUUUUGGAAAAUCCAACUUCCAGCAAGAACAAUGACGGCCACUUAAGUUUUUAUUUUGUUUUUAUUUCUUGUCGUAUUUUCAUUUGUACUGUGUGCUGAGGAAGGCUCUUAGCCAAAACGUUCACAUCUUAUUGCCCUGUCCUUAUUCAAGCUUCCACAUACCUUAUUCUACUACCUCAGUAUUUUGUGAAGAAUAUCACAUGUCUCAGGGUGAUUAUGAUUGGUAAGUAUUUGGUAUCACAGGAUGACUGUGAUUGAUGAGUUUGGUAGGUAUCACAGGGUGAUUGUGAUUGAUAGGUAUAACAGGGUGAUAGUGAUUGGUAGGUAUCACAGGGUGAUUGUGAUUGGUGAGUUUGUUAGGUGUCACAGGAUGACUGUGAUUGGUGAGUUUUUUAGGUGUCACAGGUUGAUUGUGAUUGGUGAGUUUGUUAGGUGUCACAGGUUGAUUGUGAUUGUGGAGUUUAUUAUGUGUCACAGGUUGAUUGUGAUUGGUGAGUUUGUUAAGUGUCAUAGGGUGAUUGUGAUUGGUGAGUUUGUUAGGUGUAACAGGUGGCUUAUGAUUUUUUGAGUUUUUGGUGUAACAGGGUGAUUGUGAUUGAACCAUGGCUCAUGGUUUCCCAUCAUAUUUUUGGGAAACUUAUCAAAAUAUUUAGAGAAAAAAUAUAUAUGUAUAUAAUGCUAUAAUUUAAUAAUUUAUUUAAUGAUAACUUUUUAGAUAUUUGAUCCUAGAUCCACCACAAACUUAAUCCUAGAUCCACCACAAAAAUCCUAGAUCCACCUCAAACUUAAUCCUAGAUCCACCACAAACUUAAUCUUAGAUCAACCAAAAUUUUGAUCCUAGAUCCACCACAAAGUUCCACCCUAGUUCCAACAAAAACAAUAGCUUCUUAUUCUAAGUUGACAUCAAAUGUUUAUUUAUUUGUUGUCAUAUAGAGGAGCUACAUUUUUCCUCAGGUAGCAAACAGUGUUCUGUCAGAAGAAGGUGUCUUAGGCUUUGAGUAUGGCGUGAGCAUUGAUCACCCAAACACAUUGGUUAUAUGGGAGGCACAGUUUGGUGAUUUCUUCAACGCCGCACAGACCAUCAUAGACACUUACGUCACUGCUGGAGAAUGUACGACAAUUAUUUUUUUAAAAAUAAUAGACCUCAAUGGACACUUUCGCCGACCAUAAUAGACACUUACGUAGAAUAUCAUAGACUCUUACGUCACUGCUUAAGUAUGUAAGACGGAUACAGCUGUAGAUUUAUCACUGCUGAAGUAUGUAAGACGGAUACAGCUGUAGAUUUAUCACUGCUGAAGUAUGUAAGACUGACACAGCUGUACAUUUAUCACUAAACAAUGAUAUUAAUGUUUAUAAAAAUGUUUUUUAAAUGAAUGGCACAAAUAAAUAUGCACUAAAAUAUAUCUGAUGACCAGCUGACCAAUUCAAUUAUUAUUAAUUUAAUUCUAUUUCCUUUAUUAUGAAUAUUUAAUGUUCAAUUUAUAAUUAGCUGGAGAAAGUAUUUAUUGUAUUAAGUGUAAUUAAACUGUUGCCUCCCCAUUAGUAAAGUGGCUGCUCCAGUCAGGCCUGGUGAUGUUGCUACCUCAUGGAAUGGAUGGAGCUGGACCUGAGCAUUCUUCUUGUAGAAUUGAACGCUUUUUACAGGUAUGUUAAUAGCGGUUUAUCCUUAACUCAUUCCCUACAAAUACAUCCACAUAUGACCUCACCCUCUUGCUAAUAAUACAAUAUGCACCUUCCUCACAAGAAGUCUUGUUUUUGUGUUAAAUAUUGCUAAGUCUUGUUUAUGUGCUAAAUAGUGCUAAGUCUUGUUUAUGUGCUAAAUAGUGCUAAGUCUUGUUUAUGUGCUAAAUAGUGCUAAGUCUUGUUUAUGUGCUAAAUAGUGCUAAGUCUUGUUUAUGUGCUAAAUAGUGCUAAGAUGUCUGUACUUAAAAACAAGGAAGUUAGGUGAUUUUUUUUUUAUAUUGAAUGUUUUUUAUUAUCUUGGUCUAGUGAAUUAUGUGCUGUAAAGUUGGUCUAGUGAAUUAUGUGCUGUAAAGUUGGUCUAGUGAAUUAUGUGCUGUAAAGUUGGUCUAGUGAAUUAUGUGCUGUAAAGUUGGUCUAGUGAAUUAUGUGCUCCAAAGUUGGUCUAGUGAAUUAUGUGCUGUAAAGUUCAUCUAGUGAAUUAUGUGCUGUAAAGUUUGUCUAGUAAAUUUGUGAUUGAGUAAAUAUAAAAAACUAUGAAAUUUAUAAAUUAAACUAUAUAAACUAUACAUUUUUUAAAUUUUAUUUUAUUUCUCAAUUUUUUUCAUUCUUUUUUUUUUUGAAAUGUCCUUAUUUUCAGUGGUUCAAGCAAUUAUUUUUAUAAUAUUAGGAUGCAUGUGCUUUAAAAUGAUCGAUCUUUGUCUAAUAUUAUAGGGCAGGCCUGCAAAACUCAAAAGGCGGGUCAUAAUACUUCAUGAAAACCUUGUGCGGGCCGAAAGAAAAUAGGACAGGGGGUGGGGAGAGCCAUUAAGAAAAUAAUAAUAAUAAAGAAUAUUUGGUUAUUUACGGGGUAGAUUUAAAGUGAAACGUUGCACCGUUACUCGGUAAGAAGUUUGUCGCAUUAAGGAGAUAUAUAUUGGAAGUGGAUGUUCUCAAGAUGUCUUCCAAAUGAUCAUCAGUCAAACAUGACGUUGCUUGCAUCUAUCAAUGUUUAUUAUUGGAAAUGUCCGUUCACAGAGAUAAGUGGUUCCAAAGACACUAAAAAGUUAUUAGUGCAACUUCGUAAAGAUUUUUUUACUUCACAUGGUCCAGAUUUUAUAAAAACUCCUGCAGGCUGCCUUCUCUGUGCUUGCUUCGGUAAAUUGCCGAUCAUUGUAGUUCGAUAACCUCCAGCUGCAAUUGAACUUGUAUGUCCUCGGGAUUCAUAAAAAAUGGAUCUUAAAUUAGUUUAAACUGAAUUUCCAUUCGGUAUUAAAAAUUCUGUACUCUAUCUCUAGUUUUCUCUUUCUGAUUUCAUUCGUGGCACUUAAAUAUUUCAAGUACACGUCUAUAAGUAUAUUACCGAACUAAAAGCACAGAAUAUCAAAACAACGCGAUACGUGAGUUCAACACAACACAAUUCUACACAAUAUUACAAAAAUAGUAAACGGCUACUCUGCACAGAGGACACUAAUUUUGAACACACUUAAGCUACCUAGUUGGUUAUGUUGAGUGAGAAUACAUACGCAAAGGAAACCUUAGUCAAUGUCCCUCGAGAAAGAGUAAUUGCUCAGGAAAAGCGUGCAUGUGCGAUUACAUAUUGUCACAAGGAAAGCAAACCUGUAGGGACUAUUUGCACAACGAUACAAAUUAGUAUAUCUAAUUUAAUUUGAUUCAAUUAAACAAAACAUUUAUUCUAAGUAUACGUGAGGAAUUUUUUUUUUUAAAUUGAUUAUUUAAAAAUUAAAUAAAUAUUAAUAGUAUUAUACUGUCUAUAUACGAAUAUAUCGUAAUAGUAUAAAUCAAUAAGCUGGGGAAUAUUAAUAUUAAUUUAUAAUAUGAUUUUUCACCAAAGUCUUCGCGGGCCACAAAGUUGAUGCUCAUGCGGCCGCCCCGCGGGCCAUAUGUUGUGCAGGCCUGUUUUAAGGGGUUGUUUCAGAGUUAAUGCUUAGUAGUGAAUGGGUUAAAAUUCAUGAGUAACUGAUUUUUUUUUCUUGAUAAAUGUAUUUUUUAUAAGUUUUAUAUUAUUAUUAAGAUUAUUUGUAUACAUGCAAGCAGCUUUCUAUAUCAUGUAAGUUGGGUUUUUUUACAUAUAAAAUCAUAAUUAAAUGAUGUCUUUUCCUGCUCAUUAUUAGUGAUUGUAAAUUUGAGAACAAAAUUAAUAAAAAUAAUUAAAUUAUAAAUUUAUAAACUAAUUAAUAACAACAAAUAAUUAUCUUUUGCUGCAGCAAUGUGAUAGCCGGGAAGAUGAAGUCGAUGGCGAUGAUGUGAACAUUCAAAUUGUUAAUCCUACCACACCAGCCCAGUAUUUCCAUCUCCUUAGGAGACAGGUAAAGAUGAGCGCUCUAUAGUGAGAUUAUUAUUAGCAUCUAAUAUGGAGUAAAAUAUUAACAAAUAAAUAAAUAUUCUUUCAUCUCCUCACCACUUAGAAAAGAUAACUUUCUGAUAAAACAAUAAUGUCAUACAUGCAGUGCGCAUGCAUGGUUAAAUAAAUCUCAUUUGUUUCAUAUUAUUUCUAUAAUUUCUUCAGAUGGUUCGUAAUUUUCGCAAACCAUUGAUUGUUGCUGCCCCAAAGCUGAUUCUUCGGUCGCCUGCCGCCACCUCAUCUUUGUCUGAAAUGGAACCAGGAACUCAUUUUCAACCUGUGUUAUCUGAUCCUGAUGUGUCUCCAUCAGAUGUUACCAGACUUGUGUUCUGCUCAGGCAAACAUUACUACGCUCUUUGCACUGAAAGAGAAAGUAGAGGAGCUAAGAAUGUUGCUUUUAUUAGAUUGGAGGUAAAAAAAAUGUCUUACAUAGUCUUCAUGGCUGAAUAUUUUUAUAUGAUUUAUUUGUAGUAAUGAUACAAAGUCAUUGUCCUAAGAGUUUAAACAGACAAAGUCAUUGUCUUAAGACUAAAUUUGAACACACAAAAUCAUUGUACUAAGACUAAAUUUAAACAAACAAAAUCAAAAUCAAAUUAACAUCGGAAACUUUUGUUAUUUUAUGCAUAAGCAACUGUAUAAACAGUGUCAAGAUGCCGCAUCUACAAACUGCUUACCCCCUUAUGCGUUAUUAAUCUUAUAAUUUUAUUUUUAUUCAGACCUUAAGUCUUUAGUGUGCUUUUGUUAUGAUAGAAAUCCUGCAAAUCGGAACGUCCUUCACCUUGGAUCUGUCGACAUAUAAAAAAAUGUUAACAAGGAUUACACUUAACAAAGUAAUACAAGGACAUCUCCAAAAGUUUAUACAAAGUAAUACAAGGACAUCUCCAAAAGUUUAUACAAAGUAAUACAAGGACAUCUCCAAAAGUUUAUACAAAGUAAUACAAGGACUUCUCCAAAAGUUUAUACAAAGUAAUACAAGGACAUAUGCAAAAGUUUAUACAAAGUAAUACAAGGACAUAUGCAAAGGUUUAUACAAAGUAAUACAAGGACAUCUCCAAAAGUUUAUACAAAGUUAUACAAGGACAUCUCCAAAAGCUUAUACAAAGUAAUACAAGAACAUAUGCAAAAGUUUAUACAAAGUAAUACAAGGACAUCUCCAAAAGUUUAUACAAAGUAAUACAAGGACAUCUCCAAAAGUUUAUACAAAGUAAUACAAGGACAUCUCCAAAAGUUUAUACAAAGUAAUACAAGGACAUCUCCAAAAGUUUAUACAAAGUAAUACAAGGACAUCUCCAAAAGUUUAUACAAAGUAAUACAAGGACAUCUCCAAAAGUUUAUACAAAGUAAUACAAGGACAUCUCCAAAAGUUUAUAUUUUCUCAAUGGAUUAAAACAGCACAUCAUCUAUUGGUAGGUUUCUUCCCACUUUUUACAGUUUUAAAAAAGCAAAUGCUGUUUUAUAAAAUAAACCAAGACAUGUAUUCUAGAAGUAAAAGAAUUUCAAUGUGUAUAAUAUCACUAUCUACAAAUUAGAUUUAUGUAUACCACUUAAUAUUAAAUUUUAAGGCGUAUAAUAUCUCUGCUGCAAAGUAGUUUUAUGUAUAUCACUUAAUAUUACAUUUUAUAAACAUGAAUUGUGUUGAGUGCUGUAGAUAUGUUUGGCUGUGUUGAGUGCUGUAGGUAUGUUUGGCUGUGUUGAGUUCUGUAGAUAUGUUUGGCUGUGUUGAGUGAUGUAGGUAUGUUUGGCUGUGUUGAGUGCUGUAGGUAUGUUUGGCUGUGUUGAGUUCUGUAGAUAUGUUUGGCUGUGUUGAGUGCUGUAGGUAUGUUUGGCUGUGUUGAGUUCUGUAGAUAUGUUUGGCUGUGUUGAGUUCUGUAGAUAUGUUUGGCUGUGUUGAGUGCUGUAGGUAUGUUUGGCUGUGUUGAGUUCUGUAGAUAUGUUUGGCUGUGUUGAGUGAUGUAGAUGUUUGGCUGUGGUGAGGGAUGUAGAUAUGUUUGACUGUGUUGAGUGAUGUAGAUAUGUUUGACAGUGUUGAGUGAUGUAGAUAUGUUUGACUGUGUUGAGUGAUGUAGAUAUGUUUGGGUGUGUUGAGUGAUGUAGAUAUGUUUGACUGUGUUGAGUGAUGUAGAUAUGUUUGACUGUGUUGAGUGAUGUAGAUAUGUUUGACUGUGUUGAGUGAUGUAGAUAUGUUUGGGUGUGUUGAGUGAUGUAGAUAUGUUUGACUGUGUUGAGUGAUGUAGAUAUGUUUGACUGUGUUGAGUGAUGUAGAUAUGUUUGACUGUGUUGAGUGAUGUAGAUAUGUUUGGGUGUGUUGAGUGAUGUAGAUAUGUUUGACUGUGUUGAGUGAUGUAGAUAUGUUUGACUGUGUUGAGUGAUGUAGAUAUGUUUGACUGUGUUGAGUGAUGUAGAUAUGUUUGACUGUGUUGAGUGAUGUAGAUAUCUUUGGCUGGUCAUUGGAUGCUCCCUGUAUUGUUCAUUUGUCUGCUCUAUCAUUCCCUGGUAUAUUGUGAUGCACUGGUAUAUUGUGAUGUCCUGGUAUAUUGUGAUGUUCUGGUUAGAGACCGACCGAAAGUGAUUUUCUGAUUUCGGCCGAAGCCGAAAAUAGGCCGAAAAUUUAAAAUGAAUUUCGCCAAAACCGAAAAUAGGCCAAAAGUUUUAAAAUGACUUUCGGCCGAAACCGAAAAAAGGCCGAAAGUUAAAAAUGACUUUCGGCCGAAAAUGAAAUAUUUAGAUAUUUUGAAAUUCGUUCCCGCAUACAUUCUGCAUACAUCGAAAAUUAUGGGGGAAAGUAUAAAUAUUUACAUUCUUUUUAUAAAAAAGUGAGAUAAUCAUAAAUAUUAAUAAAUAAACAUCUAAUAUAACAUCUUGUUGUUAAAGAUCGUUAUGUUUGUUAUUAAAUAUCGCUUAGUUUGUUGUUAAAGAUCGUUCAGUUUUGUGUUAAUGAUCGCUUUAUUUGUUCUUAAAGAUCGGUUAGUUUGUUCAGAAAGAUCGCUUAGUAUGUUGUUAAAAAUCGAUUAUUUUGUUUUUUAAGAUCGCUUAGUUUGUUCUUAAAGAUCGCUUAGUUUGUUCUUAAAGAUCGCUUAGUUUUUGUUUAAAGAUCAUUUAGUUUGUUAUUAAAGAUCAUUUAGUUAAAAUAGUUCAUUUUGUUUGUUAAGAUUGCUUAGUUUUUUCUUAAAGAUCGCUUAGUUUUUGUUUAAAGAUCUUAUAGUUUGUUAUUAAGGAUCAUUUGGUGUGUUCAAAAAAGAUAAUUAAGUUUUUCAUAAAGAUCACUUAGUUUGUGUUAUUAAAAGAUCGUUCAAUUUGUUCAUAAAGAUCAUUUAGUUUGUUCUUAAAGAUCGUUUAGUUUGUUCUUAAAUGUCGCUAGUUUAUUGUUAAAUAUCGAUUUCGCCGAGUAUUAGAUGACUGAAAUCUCUGUCACUUUCGGCCGAAACCGAAAAAAAACACAAAGUUAACUUUUCUCUUUCAGCGAAACCGAAAUUAAGCUGGAAGUUAACUUUCAGUUUCGGCCAAAACACAGGCUUUGAUAGAUAAGGUUAUGUAGGCCUUGAUAAAGGAGGUUACACAGGCCUUGAUAGAGGAGGUUACCCUGUCCUUGAUAGAGGAGGUUACGCAGGCUUUGAUAGAGGAGGUUACGCAGGUCUUGAUAGAGGAGGUUACACAGGCCUUGAUAGAGGAGGUUACACAGGCAUUGAUAGAUAAGUCCACGCUUAAGGGUUGUGAUUAUUAAUUUGUUUUAAAUAUGACCUGUAAGUCUCUUGCAGUUCGAGUUUUAUUUUGUAAAAAAAUAUCAUUUGUAAAUUCCCCAGAGCCUUUGCCCAUUUCCAACCAGUGAAUUACAAGGUGUCCUCAAUCUGUAUCCAAAGAGCAAGGAGUUUAUCUGGAGUCAAGAGGAGCACAGAAAUAUGGGAGCUUGGACAUUUUUAGCAUCACGCUUUGAGAAUCUUGUUGGGUGCAAUGUAAGUCUGUCUUAUAGCACUGUUUGUUGGCCGCAAUGUCAGUCUGUCUUGUAGCACCGUUUGUUGGGUGCAAUGUAAGUCUGUCUUAUAGCACUGUUUGUUGGCCGCAAUGUAAGUCUGCCUUAUAGCAAUGUUUGUUUGGGUGCAGUUUGUUUAAGUUUUUGUAACACUGUUUGUGAAUCCAAAUAUUUCACCUGUCCACCAAAUAUCACACCUGUCCACCAAAUAUUACACCUGUCCACCAAAUACAGACCUGUUUACUCUUACGAUUUUGGCGUACAAUGUACGAUUUUGAGGUGUAAACAUUGUAUAUAAUGUAUGCUUAUUUUUACUAUAAAUAUACGGUAUUGAACGAUUUUGUGAUAAUAUUGUACGAUUUUAAGAGUUUGAGGGUAAACAGGUCUGCAAAUAUCAUACCUGUUCACCAAAUAUCACACCUGUCCAUCAAAUAUCACACCUGUCCACCAAAUAUCACAACUGUUCACCAAAUAUCACACCUGUCCACCAAAUAUCACACCUGUCCACCAAAUAUCACACCUGUCCACCAAAUAUCACACCUGUCCACCAAAUAUCACACCUGUCCACCAAAUAUUACAACCGUUCACCAGCUAGAUGUAGGUGUUAAAUUUUUGUCUUUUCACUAAAUAUACCAGCUUAAUUGUGGUGAUUAGUGUGUUUCACUAUCUUUAGCCGGUCUGAAAUCAGAUGGUUUAAAAAAUGUGCACAAAAAAAAUGUAUCUUAAAACUGGGGCCUUAUAAGGGUCCUUGAUAGUAAGAAAAUAAUUUGUAUUAUCCUAAAACCAAACUUAAAAUUCAUUGGUUCAUAAGCUUCACCAGAACCAUCAGAAUUAGAGAGUGGUGAUUAUGGGUCUUGUUUAGAGGCUUCACCAGAACCAUCAGAAUUAGAGAGUGGUGAUUAUGGGUCUUGUUUAGAGGCUUCACCAGACAAUGAGAGAGUGUUGAAGCCUAAGAUCAACACUUGUACAAAUAAAGGUGGAGUACCGUACAAAUAAAGGUGGAGUACCGUACAAAUAAAGGUGGAGUACCAAACAAAUAAAGGUGGAGUACCGUACAAAUAAAGGUGGAGUACCGUACAAAUAAAGUACCGUACAAAUAAAAGUGGAGUACCUUGUUAUUUGAGGGUGCAAAUUUAAGGUUGAGGGUGCAAAUUUAGGUUACAGUUUAUUGACGAAAUUAUUAAAGGAUAAAACAAAUGCACAUUAAUUUGAUAUUGAUAGUUUUAUUUAACUUGAUUUUUCCUCUUUCCAAGAAAUUAAUUUGAUAUUUAUAGUUUUAUUUAACUUGAUUUUUCUUCUCUUUCCAAGAAAUUAAUUUGAUAUUUAUAUUUUUACUUAACUUGAUUUUUCUUCUCUUUCCAGCUUAAAUAUGUUGGCAGGCAAGUCCUGGGAACACCAGCUGUUGGCAUUGGUGAACUUCACAAGCAGGAGAUUGCUGAAUUAAUGAACAAUACUUUCUCUUAGAGUUACAUUUUCCCUGCAUGAACUGAAAAAAAUGUUAAUGGCUUGGUGUGGUUAUUUCAAUAUUUGGCCGGAAGCGAUUUGCUGUUGAUGAGUGUUAUUAUAGAAUUAGCUUAUUUUUCUUAUAACGCAGCUGUUUGUUGUUUUUCCUUCUCCUGAGGAUCUUACAGUUAAUGUGUUGCAUGGUUUGGUUUUAAAAUUCAACUUAUUAUAGGAGAAUUUUACCUGUGCUGUGAAGAAAAAUUCACAUUUCUCUAUACACUUAUAACAUUAAAAAGUUAUAUUACAACAGGAGAUUUUGUAAAACUUUUAAAUUUUAAGAAUAAUAUUUAAAUUUAAAGAAGAUGUUUUUGUAUUUUAUGUACACUGAUACCAUUGAUAAAAAUAUAAAAAUGAGAUUAUAUGAAAUUGAUUAUUAAAACUACUAAUAAUUUAUUUAAAAUUAUAUGAUUUAUUUGAUUAAAUUAUGUGUUGGAAAAAUUAAUUUCUUAGUAUGAGUAAAAGUAUAAAAGCUUUAAAUGGAUUUAUGCUCCAACACUAGUCUACACAGUUAACUGCAUUGUCAGUUUUUUUGCAGGCCAAAAUGUUAAGUUUUAAUUUUGUAUUGCAUUUAUUAGGAAACUAUUUUUAACCAGAAUUAACAAGUAAAGAACUUUUAAUCAUUAAAUCCAAUUGUCCAAUUCAAUUAAAAAUCCCUCAAUCGCAAGUUAAGCUAUUUUCUUUUUACUUAUGUCUCAAACCAUUCUUCUCUAAUCAAGUUAUGAUGUAUUUAGUCAAGGUAUGAUGUAUUUAGUCAAGGUAUAAUGUAUUUAGUACUUUCCUCAAUGUUAAAAUCUAGUCUGUGGGGCCUAGAAGCUUCAUCUUUUUGCUAAGUGUCAACGUUUCAGACACAGUAGUAUUGUUUAGUAUUGUUUAGUCCUGUUAAGGAAAAGUUUAUGCUAAAAUAACAUGGGCCCAAAAAUAGGCAUUUUAUGAGCCUAAACAUUAAUUAUGGAGAAUUUCUAAUUUGUGUACCUAGUUCCUCCUCAUUGUUCAAGAAUUUAUUUUGCACAUUGUUUAGUAUUUAUUCUUCCAGUAUACAGAAUAUAUUUUGACUUUUCAAUUUCAUGCUUAAAUUGCACUACCAUUUAUUGCUGCCCAUGUUAAGUAAAUUACCUCCCAUGUUAAGUAAAUUAUCUGCCAUGUUAAGUGAGAAAAAGAAUUUACUAUGCUUAAUUUACUAUGAUCAUUUUCUUUAACAUAUUCGCACUGUAUUUAAAUUAAAAUAAAAACUUGUAAGGGGGCAUCAUGUUUGAUCGCAGCAGUGAAUGAAAAGUCAGGCAUACACAGUUUAAUUGUAACAUUUCAUUUUGGGGACUAUUUUAUUUUGAAGUAAAAUAGGUUCAAUUCAAAAUAAAUUACUAUUGAAUAAAACUGUUAGUUUAUUUGUUAAUUCUGUAUUAAAUUGAUAGCUUAACAAUAACAGAUUUAAUUUUGUUCUCCUUUGUUGAGAAGGUGGGUAAUAACAUAACUGCUGGAUGAAACAAUAAGAAAGCUGUCAUCAAUUUCACCAUACACCUAAAGACAAGGUUUUCUGU